CAGUUCUUCCUCAAUUCCAUCUUUCUCCUCUUUCUUUCUCUCUCUAGUUCUUACAUUAAUGGCGGUUCUAAAUCCAAAACCUCAAAACAACAACAAAGAGAAUGUCUCACACUCAAAGAUGAACACCAUAUCUGUCAAAGUCCCUCUUGAUUCUUCUUCAUCCAUUGACAAAGACAAAAUCCAAAUUAGAAUCAGAAGAAGACAGCCUCUGAAAGACAUCACAAAUCUCUUUGUCUCAGCAUCACCAUUGCCCUCUUCGCCCACUCUAUCAUUUGAUCCCAAGUGCAUUAAGGGAAGAUCUGGUGUUGGUCUCAAGACUGCUGCUACUUCUUCUAAAUUAUCUUGUAGAAAUUUUAGAUGAUUUUCUUAUUUUGUAAUUGGUAUCUAUCGAUACCAUGCCAUUAACAUUCAUGUACCCAACACACAAGAUAUAGUUCCA
This is a messenger RNA of Brassica napus (rape), 439 nucleotides long. RefSeq lists its product as uncharacterized. The transcript has a single exon. The record is from RefSeq and is a predicted model, not a curated record. NCBI's taxonomy places the organism in Eukaryota, Viridiplantae, Streptophyta, Magnoliopsida, Brassicales, Brassicaceae. The coding region runs from base 59 to 361 and encodes 100 amino acids.